ACACUCUAUUAUACCUUCUAUGUGCAUAUCUUACAUGCAUCGGCUGUCGUCCGACGUGUUACUCGUACCUUACUGCCUAACUUUCUUCAUCAAAUAUUUAUAUCUUGUCUAUCAAAUCAAACUGACUGGUAAUAAUGGCGGAUAUUAUAGGAACGGAUACUUCCCCUGCCCAUCGGCGGGAGGUGUUCUAUGCGGGUGGACAAUACGUACCCGAUGCCGAUGGAGCACAUUCACUACAGGGACAGAUGUAUGUCGAGCGGCUCAUUCCCGUAGAAGUCAAAAGCAACACAAAUAGACCGUUUCCAAUAGUAUUUAUCCAUGGAGCUACACGGUCGGGGAUGGACUGGUUGACGAAGCCCGAUGGGCAACUGGGCUGGGCUUCGUAUUUCUUAUCUCAGGGGUUUGAAUGCUAUUUAGUCGAUCUACCAUAUCGUGGUAGAAGUCCAUGGUAUCCGGGUAACGGGAAAAUGAUGGUAUAUCCAGCUGAACCCAUCAUGAGUUCAUUCACAGCUUGCAAGGACCAAGGUACAUGGCCUCAGGCGAAACUGCAUACCCAGUGGCCUGGCGCAGGUGUCAAAGAUGACCCGAUAUUCGACCAAUUCUAUGCCUCGGGACUCCAAAUCCUGGACGACGUCACGGAACAAGAGAAGGUGUCUCAAGCCGCCUGUGCCGCGUUGCUAGAUCGUAUCGGAAAGCCAGUCAUAUUGCUCGGUCAUUCGGCCGGUGGUUCAGUUCCUUGGCUUGCCGCGGAUAUCCGCCCAAACUUGGUGGAAAUGAUUAUAGCUAUUGAGCCGACCGGCCCUCCAUUCUCCAAAUGGGGUGUCAGGCCUGGACCAGGCGCUGCAUACGGCAUCACUAAUGCACCUCUCAUCUACGAUCCCCCGGUGGCGGAUCCGGAGAAGGAUUUCGUGAAGACGGUUAUCGCAGCACCAGCCGCUGAACUUACGGAUUGUAACGCCCAAGCCGAAUCCCCGCCUCCACGACAGCUAAUUAACCUAAUAGACAGAAAGGUGUUAUUGGUAACGGCACAAGCAUCGUAUCACUCGCAGUAUGAUUGGGGCACUUUUCGAUACUUAAAACAAGCCGGGGUCAAAGACGUAACUCACCUGAAAUUGGAAGAGAAGGGGCUUUAUGGGAAUGGCCAUAUGAUGUUUAUGGAGAAGAACAGCGAUGAAGUGGCUGCUGAGUUAUUAAUAUGGAUUGAUGAAUACCAGUCAACAGCAUAAAGAAGAUAUUCGGUAUAUACGAUGUCUGUUUUUUAUGAUGUCGUUUUGGUAAAAGGCUUGCCCUGUGAUGUGGAACAAAUAUCGCUAUCUUGGGUUCCGGCCUGCUAUAAAUAAAGAUAAUAGGUGAUCGCUAUGUGGCUCUAGUAGGUGAUUCUAGUGAGCGAAACGAGGACAUUAACACUCUGUUUAUCUUCCACUAAUUUGAUAUCUUAGCGGAUAUAUCGCUGAAAUAUAGUGGACCUAGCGGGCGACUAUAGCGCACCUAUAUAAGGCGCUCUGAUAGAGCUAUUCGGCCUGUCGCAAGCCUCGUAGGCUCCCUGGAAAUCCUCCUAAUGCUAGCGCCUAAUUCAGUGCGGGGUUAACACAUAGGUAGCCGGUAGGGCACGCUUCGGAUUAAUAGCGCAUCAGUGUAAAGGCCUUGAUAGCAGACCAGGCCCGCUCGUCUAAACACGCUCUCUACACUGUCAUUACACCAGCUUAUGGCGGACACAAGUAAGUGCUACAGUGGCUACAUUAAAUACCUAGGUACCUAGGUAGGCUUCACGCCGAUAUAUUACAGGG
Molecule: messenger RNA, 1787 nt
Organism: Hypoxylon trugodes
Lineage: Eukaryota; Fungi; Ascomycota; Sordariomycetes; Xylariales; Hypoxylaceae
Product: alpha/beta-hydrolase
Exons: 2
Coding region: 135-1226 (363 amino acids)
Source: RefSeq, a predicted model, not a curated record